Aspergillus clavatus NRRL 1 is the source of this 669-nucleotide messenger RNA. RefSeq names its product flavin-linked sulfhydryl oxidase. The transcript is spliced from 2 exons. Gene Ontology annotation, molecular function: flavin-dependent sulfhydryl oxidase activity; flavin adenine dinucleotide binding. The record is from RefSeq and is a predicted model, not a curated record. Bases 1 to 669 code for a protein of 222 amino acids. NCBI's taxonomy places the organism in Eukaryota, Fungi, Ascomycota, Eurotiomycetes, Eurotiales, Aspergillaceae. Gene Ontology annotation, cellular component: mitochondrion.
AUGGCGGACUCUCCAGAGCCUACCGGCGCUCAGCCCAAACUACCCAAGGGGCUCUUCCCUCACAUUCCGGCCGCUGCCAGCUCUUCCACAGCCACGAAGGACGACGAUGUACCGCCCGGCGGGACCAGACUCCCCAACGGCGUGAUUUUGGACAAAGACGGGAAGCCAUGCCGUCUAUGCACCUCCGCUGCAUCCUGGCGCGCAUUGACAAAACAAGCCAAGAUCCAAACAGCAGCAGGCACCGCCUCAGCAACCACAACGCCCUCCUCCUCUACCACAACCGCUCCCGCGGCCCCCGUGCCCUCAGUGAUGCAGAGUGAAUGCCCCCCAGAUGUUGAGGAGCUCGGUCGCUCAACCUGGACUCUCCUCCACUCCAUGACGGCCGCUUACCCGGUCAAAGCGACCCCCGAGCAGCAGAGCGAGAUGGGGAUGUUCCUGAAACUCUUCGCUCGGUUGUAUCCGUGCUGGGUUUGUGCGGAGGACUUCCGGACGUGGAUGGCGGAGCCGAGUGGCCGUAAUAAGCCGCGCUUGUCGGGGAGAUCAGACUUUGGAACGUGGAUGUGUGAGGCGCAUAAUGAGGUGAAUCGCAAGCUGGGGAAGAAGGAAUUCGAUUGUCGGUUUUGGGAGGAGAGGUGGAGGACUGGGUGGAAGGAUGGACGAUGUGAUUGA